ACGCAGGCAGACCGGAAGUUGAGAGGGGAGAAAAAGCUGCGACAAAACCUUGGAAAACAUCAGAGGCAGCGUAGAAUCUUUUUUUGUAAACUGCUUUUUUUAAAACGGGACGAAAAACGGGAUUAUACAUCGUGUUUGAAACAACGGAAGCGAAGAGUUCCUUGAGAGUUUUUACUCUAAAAGAUGGGAGCUGAUAAAAGGCUCAGUCGUGGUGAACGCAGUGGAAGGUAUGGGUCAGAUGGUCGUAGAGAUGAUCCAGAGUGGCUGGAAAGAAGAAACAGAGAUACAGAGAGAGAUUAUGAUCGACGUUGGGCUGAUGACAGACACAGGGAGCGCUUUGAUGACCGCCGAGACAGUCCAGAGAGGGGCAGGAAACGACGCAACAGUGACCGAUCUGAGGAUGAAUACGAUGGGGAUUAUCUAGAACAAGAUUACAAAAUGGAGCAGGAGGAGGAGAGCAAAACCAUUAUGCUGAGGGGUCUCUCUCUUCAUGUGACAGAGGAUGAUAUCCGUACAGCACUUGAGCAGCUGCAGGGACCUCAGCCUGUGGAUAUCCGUUUGAUGAAGAAAAGAACAGGUAUAAGCCGAGGUUUCGCCUUCGUGGAGUUUUAUCACUUGCAAGAUUCUACCCGAUGGAUGGAGACCAAUCAGAACAAGUUGGUGAUCCAGGGGAAAAGCAUUGCCGUCCACUACAGCAACAGGCGACAAAAGUUUGAAAAUUGGCUGUGCAAUGCUUGUGGUCUUUACAAUUUCCGGAAAAGGCAGAAGUGUUUCAGGUGCGGAGCAGCCAAAGUUGAAGGGGAACCUACUGGAGUAAAUGGUGUAAAUGUGGAAUCACAGCAGACAGAUUACAAUGGAGACACAAUCAUUUUGAGGAACAUUGCCCCUCUUUCAACCAUUGAUGGUAUUUUGAAUAUCUUGGCUCCGUAUGCCAACCUGUCUGUGGGCAACAUCCGCCUCAUCAAAGACAAACAAACAGGACAGAAUAGAGGCUUUGCCUUCGUUCAGCUCUCAUCUCCACUGGAGGCAUCUCAGUUGCUCACCAUCCUUCAGGGCCUUCAGCCGCCGCUAAAACUGGAUGGAAAAACAAUUGGUGUGGAUUAUGCCAAAAGUGCCAGGAAGGACUCAGUGCAGCCUGAUGGGAUCAGAGCCAGUGCUUUGUCUGUUGCCAGCACAGCCAUUGCUGCUGCUCAGUGGUCAUCCACCCAGGCACAACAAAGUACAGGUGCCACCUCUGACUUCAUCACUCUUCCAGAGGCCUAUGCACAGCAAACACAAGGACAAAGUUAUCAGCUGGGAGGGCUGGCUCCUGUCAUUGGAGAUGGAUUACUGGGAGCUGCUCCUGGAAUGAAGACACUGAUCCCCGCAGCCACAGGGGUGGUUAUAUCCCAGACAGCACAAGUUUACCAACCUGUUAUUAUCGGCCAACCUGCCAUACAGUCCCAUCAGUUAGCGAGGCCAGUCGAUGCAGCACAACAGGCUGUCAGUGUUUGCACUUCAUCACUGGUAACAUCAGCAGCUUCAAGCAUUGCAACUACAGUGUGUGCUGCCCCCACUGCUCCCACAACUGCAGUUCCCGACACCUCAACAUACCAGUACGAUGAGUCUUCAGGUUACUAUUACGAUCCUCAGACUGGCCUGUACUAUGAUCCCAACAGCCAAUACUACUAUAACUCAGAGACUCAACAGUAUCUCUACUGGGACAGUGAGAAGCAGACCUAUGUCCCUGCACCAUCUGCGUCUGACACCAACACAGAACAGGCCUCCACAGGAACUUCCUCAGCUACAGCCACCACAAGCAGUAAAGAGCCGAAAGAGAAAAAAGACAAACCUAAGAGCAAGUCCGCACAACAGAUUGCCAAGGAUAUGGAACGUUGGGCAAAAAGCUUAAACAAGCAAAAAGAGAACUUUAAGAGUAGUUUCCAAGCCUUAGGACCAUCCAGAGAGGAAGAAAGGAAAGAGUCUGCUGCUGCUGAUGCUGGAUUUUCCCUUUUUGAGAAAAAGCAAAUGGGAAGUUUUGAGAUGCCGUCUCUCAUGGCUGAACAAUUUAGGAUCACAGAGCAGGAAAUUUCAGCUAAGAGUGGUUUAGCUGCUGCUUACAAUGGAGACAGUGACCCAGAGGAGGGCAGUUCAGAACGAGCAGCUGAUGACGAGGGAAAAAUAACAGACUGGAUUAGGAUGGUGUGUCUUCUCUGUCGGCGGCAGUUCCCCACCAAAGAGGCUCUGCUGCGCCACCAGCAGCUCUCUGACCUGCACAAGCAAAACAUGGAAAUUCAUAGAAGAUCUAAGCUUUCAGAAGCUGAGCUGGAAGAGCUUGAGAGGAAAGAAACUGAGCUAAAAUACAGAGACAGAGCUGCAGAGAGGAGAGAAAAGUAUGGUGUUCCUGAACCUCCUGCCCCUAAGAAGAAAUUCUAUCAGCCUCCAACUCCGACAGUAAGCUACGAACAACCCACGAAAGAUGGUCUGACAAGUGAUAACAUUGGAAACAAAAUGUUGCAAGCGAUGGGCUGGCAGGAAGGCAAAGGUCUAGGGCGCCACCAACAAGGCAUCACAACCCCUAUCUCGGCUUCAUUAAGGACAAAGGGCACAGGCUUGGGUAUCAAAGGAAGCUCUUACGAACUCUCUGCAUCUGACACAUACAAGGAUGCUGUUCGGAAGGCAAUGUUUGCACGCUUCACUGAGAUUGAGUAAUACAGAUGAAGAAAAGAAUUCAUGCUGAAAUCUAAAGUAAAAAAAAAAUGGGGCCAAACAUUUUUAUUGUGAUGAAGAACCAUGAUAGUUUUUUUCCCUUUUUCAUGUAUAUAAAAUAUAGUUUCUUCAAUAUAGCUAGGUAUUUUGUCAUUCAUAAGGGAUGUUUUUAGUUAAUGAAAAUGUACAUCUUGUACAGUCUUCAUACAUUAUAUUCUGUGGACCUGCAAAUAUGGAAAUUCUGUGUGAGUCCAAAAAAUAUGAUUAAAUUUGGUCCUUGCGUACAUAAA
Sphaeramia orbicularis (orbiculate cardinalfish) is the source of this 2978-nucleotide messenger RNA. Its product is annotated as RNA-binding protein 5-like. Lineage: Eukaryota; Metazoa; Chordata; Actinopteri; Kurtiformes; Apogonidae. Gene Ontology annotation, molecular function: RNA binding. Gene Ontology annotation, biological process: mRNA splicing, via spliceosome. The record is from RefSeq and is a predicted model, not a curated record. The coding region runs from base 184 to 2691 and encodes 835 amino acids. The transcript is spliced from 25 exons. Gene Ontology annotation, cellular component: nucleus.